Molecule: messenger RNA, 5122 nt
Organism: Pararge aegeria (speckled wood butterfly)
Lineage: Eukaryota; Metazoa; Arthropoda; Insecta; Lepidoptera; Nymphalidae
Product: platelet binding protein GspB-like
Exons: 2
Coding region: 83-4963 (1626 amino acids)
Source: RefSeq, a predicted model, not a curated record
AUUACGGAUCAUACUAACGAACGAGUUCAAAUGAAUCAGUGACUAGUUAAGUUUACGAACGAAUACGAAGAUAGCCUCCAAAAUGAGGAUCACAAUAUUCCUAUUUAUUGUUGGCGUCUGCUUAGUAAGCGCAAAAUAUCUGUCGUACCAAACAAAAGAAUCAAAUGAGUUAAUAAGGAUUAGAAGAUCGGACGACUCCGAUGACUCUUCAAAUUCGGCGGAAAGUAAUAAUAACUCAAUCGAAAAUGACAGUGAAAAUGAUGAUGAAGAUACCGAGGACAAAGAUGUUAAGCAACAAAAGAAUGAAGAAAAACAAAGAAAAAUAGAGGAAAAACAAGCAAAGGCUCAACGCAAAGAGGAAGCAAAGAAAGAAAAAGAAGAGCGAAAACGUCUUGAAAGACUUGAAAAAGAAAAACGUAAAGAAGAAGAAAAGCAAAAUAAGGAAGAUCGAAAGAAGCAGGAAAAACAACGUAAGGAGCUUAAAAAAUUAGAGAGAGAGGCAUUACAAGGUAAGCCUGUGGACAAUGAUUUCCUAGAGACCGAGGAAGAAAAUUCUGUAGAGCUCAGUGAUAUCUGGAAAGAGCACAUCUACGUCAAGUAUGGUUUGAACCUAACAAGUACAAAAUUAGAAAAACAAGCUGCAUUGAAUAGGUACUUACAAGAAGAACUUAGUAUCGGUCAAAACAGUACCGAAAGAGAACGCUUGCAAGCCAUAGUACAGUUAAUUCAAACUAAAUUGCAAACUGAUCCCACUGCAAGAACUGCAUUGAAAAACCAACUUUUAAGUCACAUUAAUGCUGUAUCUAUUCAAAAGUUACGCGCAGGUAUUGAAAAAGAUCUUGAAGAGUUAAAUAAUAAAACAGAAAUGCUCAAUAACGUCAGUUUGCAUUGGGUUCCAGUAGCAAAACAGCAGAUAGAUGACAGAAGAUCAUUUCUUCAAACCAUAUCACAAUUUUUAUCAAAUAUUUUGCCAAAUUGGGUAACUGGUGGGCAAAAUGUACAAAAUACAAAUAAUGUUCCUAGUCUUUCUGGUGUCAUUGUACCUCAGAAUGCUAUUUCAAAUGGGCCUAAUGUUGUCUCCGAAAAUAAUAUGAAUUCAGUUUCCGGAAGUCAUGCGGCCACUGGAAACCUAAACGUGGUAGAAAAUAAUAAUAAUGUAAAUGCCGAACCAUCAACCAGUAACUUAGCUGAUUCUGGAAUUAAUAACGGUGCCUCGGAAGACGAUAAAAACAUGCCAGGCGCAGUAACCUCAAAUUAUAAUGAAGCUCCUUCAAAAAAUAAUGGUGCAACUUCAGUUAGCGGUGACAUUAUAUCUACAACUGGAAUCAGUAACGCUGCAUCUGUAAUUAAUAGUGCUGUUCUUCCGGAAAAUAAUAAUGAUCUCUCAGGUAACAAUAACAAUGUAAUCAUAAGUGCUCCCGAAACUACUGGAAAUCCUAGUGUAUCUUCUACAUAUGAAAAUGUAAGUGAUGUCCAAUUGACAAAUACUAAUGUUAUUUAUCCUGGAAACGUUGCAUCGGGAAAUAUAGGUGACAAUGUAUCAAUAGGAGCUAAUUUCGAAAACAGUGCCUCAAGUUUAGCUGAUGAUGUAAACAGUGUACAAACUAUCCCGAGUGGAUCUGCUAGCCCUAGUGUCCAAGCAAGCCCUAGUGAAACAGUGAGCCCCAGCGAAGUAGCUAGCCAGAGUGAACCAUCUAACCCGAGUGAUUCUGCUAGCCCUAGCGAAGUAGCUAGCACGAAUGAAUCAGCCAGCUCAAGUCAAUCAGCUUACCCUAGUGAGACAGUGAGCCCUAGUGAAUCAGCUAGCUCUAGUAAACCAGCGAGCUCUAUUGAACCAGCGAGCCUUAAUGAACCAGCUAGUCCUAGUGAAACAGUUAGCCCCAGCGAAGUAGCUAGCCCAAGCGAAACAGCUAGCCAAAGUGAAUCAGCUAGCUCUAGUGUCUCAGUGAGCCCUGGUGAACCAGCGAGCUCUAGUGAACCAACGAGUUCUAAUGAACCAGCUAGUCCUAGUGGAACAGGUAGCCCUAGUGAUGGAGCCAGCUCAAGCAAUUCAACUAGCCCUAAUGAAAUAGCUAGCUCUAGUGUCCUCGCAAACCCUAGUGAUCUGGCAAGUUCUGGUGAACCAGCGAGCCCAAAUGAACCAGCGAGCCCAAAUGAACCAGCGAGCCCAAAUGAAACAGCUAGUCCUAGUGAACCAGGUAGCCCCAGCGAAUUGGUCAGCCCAAGCGAACCAGCUAGCCCUAGUGAAUCAGCUAGCUCUGGUGUUCCAGCAAACCCUAGUGAACCAGCGAGCCCAAAUGAACCAGCGAGCCCAAAUGGACCAGCUAGUCCUAGUGAACCAGGUAGCCCCAGCGAAGUAGCUAGCCCAAGCGAACCAGCUAGCCUUAGUGAAUCAGCUAGCUCUGGUGUCCCUGCAAACCCUAGUGAACCAGCUAGCUCUAGUGAACCAGCGAGCUCUAGUGAACCAGCAAGCCUUAAUGAACCAGCUAGUCCUAGUGAAAAAGUUAGCCCCAGCGAAGUAGCUAGCCCAAGCGAACCAGCUAGCCCUAAUGAAAUAACUAGCUCUAGUGUCCUCGCAAACCCUAGUAAUCCAGCAAGUUCUGGUGAACCAGCGAGCCCAAAUGAACCAGCUAGUCCUAGUGAACCAGGUAGCCCCAGCGAAGUAGCUAGCCCAAGCGAACCAGCUAGCCCUAGUGAAUCAGCUAGCUCUGGUGUCCCUGCAAACCCUAGUGAACCAGCUAGCUCUAGUGAACCAGCGAGCUCUAGUGAACCAGCAAGCCUUAAUGAACCAGCUAAUCCUAGUGAAACAGUUAGCCCCAGCGAAGUAGCUAGCCCAAGCGAACCAGCUAGCCCUAGUGAAUCAGCUAGCUCUAGUGUCUCAGUGAGCCCUGGUGAACCAGCGGGCUCUAGCGAACCAACGAGCUCUAAUGAACCGGCUAGUCCUAGUGAAACAGGUAGCCCUAGUGAUGGAGCCAGCUCAAGCAAUCCAAACAGCCCUAAUGAAAUAGCUAGCUCUAGUGUCCUCGCAAACCCUAGUGAUCCGGCAAGUUCUGGUGAACCAGCGAGCCCAAAUGAACCAGCUAGUCCUAGUGAACCAGGUAGCUCUGGUGUCCCAACAAACCAAAAUGAACCAACGAGCUCUAAUGAACCAGCAAGUCCUAGUGAACAAGGUAGCCCUGGCGAAGUAGCUAGCUCCAUUCAAUUAGCUAUUCCUAAUGAAUCAUCUAGUGAUCAAGCGGGCCCAAGUGAUCCAGCAGCUUCUAGUGAACCAGCAAGUCCUAGCACCGUAGCCGCCGCCGUAUCAAGUGAACAAGCUAGCCCUAAUGAAUCAGCUAGUCUUAACGAACCAGCAAGCCCUAGUGAAGCAGUGAGCCCUAGUGAACCAGCGAGCUCUAGUGGGCUAGUUACUCCCAGUGAAACCUUAUCUUCUGGAACAACUGAUGCUUUGGGAGGAGAUAGUGGUGAUAUUGUUUCCUCAAGUGCAAUUGACACUACUUCAAAUAAAAGCGCUGAUGUUUCUAUUGCAAUUCCCGAUACGAUAACACCUAUAGUACCUGAUGUAGUAUCUCCAGAAGUAAAUGAUGUUACCUCAAUAAACAAUGGGGAAAAUCCAACAUUAAAUGUUGCUGAAGAAAACCCACUCUCGAGUACAGAUUCUCCGUUAGGACAUGAAAUUACCUCAGAUAAUGGUGGCAGCGUGAUUCAACCUACUGCAAAUGAUAGUACCAUCGAGACGAAUAUCGAUGUGGUCUCUUCUGUAGGAGGUGAAGCUACCGCUGUUAACGAUACUAAAGUUUCCUCUGAGAAUAACAUUAAUAAUUCUCUUUUUAUAACCCCGGAUGUCACUUCUCCUGGUGAUACAGCCUCGACAAAUAAUAUCAACGUCACUGACAUUGUCGUUAUUCCGACUGAUAGCAUGAUCGUAUCUCAAGGAAAUGAAGUUAUAGAUGAUAAAGUCAACGUUGUUUCACCGAGUAUAACUGAUGCGCAACUCAAUAAAAUCCCUGUAGUGGUUACAUCUGAUGGCAAUGAAAGUACCUCUAUUGAUAGCUCUAUAUUGCCCAUCACGAGUGUUGGUCAAGAUUCUCCGCUUGUAAACUCUGAUGCCGUCUCAAUUGGGAGCAGUGAUAACACUGCAGUAAACAAUGCCAGUAGUCCAUCUUCAAGCGUUGUUGGUGAUGUUAUAGCUCCGAGCUCAAAUGUUGUCUCUUCCGAAGGUAAAGAAGUUACAACUGAUCACAGUGUAAACGCUGCGUCAACUAGUGUAACUGAUAAUGCCUCAGAUGCAAGCAGCGUUGAUGUUGUAUCCUCAAGUGUAACUGAAAGUUCCUCCUCCGUAAGUACAGAUCUUGUUUCUGCCACUACUGGUGACGCAAUUACUGUAAAUGAUGAUGGGUUUGUAUCGUCAACUGUGCCAGAUAACAUCGGAGGUGGAGAAGCUGUAAACUCUGUCAAUGUUGGAAUAGAUACCGUAGAGGUACACCUCAAUAAUGAUACAACUGGAUCUGAUAUUGCUGGUUCUUCGAUUGGAAUUAGUGAUAUUACCCUCGAAAAUAGCAACCACUCUGAAGCUCCACUUGAAGGUUCACCUGUUACUGCCUCAGAUACAAACACUAAUGCUGACCCAAAUGCGGAGACCACAAGUGCACCGGAAAUAAUAAAUUCAGUUCAAACAUCUAAUGUAUUUGAACAACCCGCUCAACCAGCUUCUAUCGUAACUCAAAACCCUCUUGACAAUGUCGUAGAAAAUGAAAGAGUUUCAACAGUCAGUGAUGCAAAUUCGUUUUCAACUACGGUCGAUGAAACAACAGCACCUAUUGAAGAAUCUCUGAUACAGACGAGUGAAAGUUCAAUAAUUAAUACAGUGUCACCCGUAGAAUUGCCAACACCUUUAGCUGUUGUUGAAGGUAUUACGAUACCGGAUGAACUUGGUGCUUCAGUAGUUGAAAUAUUACCACAAUAACAAUUGAGCAAUCAAAUAAAAACCAAAAACAAUCCAAGCAAAAUGUAUGAUGAAUGUAAAAAUAUUUGUAAAUCUAUGGCUGUAAGAAAUUAAUUUCUAUUUAUAACAAGAAUAAUAUGUACAUUUUUGCAUUUUUACCAAAUAAAGCAAUUAAUUCAA